Orbicella faveolata is the source of this 787-nucleotide messenger RNA. RefSeq lists its product as uncharacterized. Lineage: Eukaryota; Metazoa; Cnidaria; Anthozoa; Scleractinia; Merulinidae. Gene Ontology annotation, biological process: maintenance of gastrointestinal epithelium. The record is from RefSeq and is a predicted model, not a curated record.
AAGCUUUUCUUCUGGCGUGACUCAUUUGAGCAAGUUUUCAAAGAGCACAUCACUGCUGUGAGUGAGAAGACCUGUUGACACACUGUUUUUGAACGGUAUUUUGUUACACAAUUAUCUAACGCAAAAAUUCCAAAAGCACAACAACAUGGAAGGACAAUUCGUGGUUGUCAUGUUACUUUUUGGUGCAGUUGCUGUGAUGGGAAACUCACCAUUAGAUGAUGAAGGCAGUUGUGAUCAAGAUUACCGAUUUGAGUGUGGGUGGCUCGGAAUAGAUGAACAAACCUGCUUGGCAAGAAACUGCUGUUGGGAUAACAGCGAUCCAUCCAAGAAGUUUUGUUUCGUUAAGAAAGGCACACAUCUCCCUGAUGGACUUUGCCCCGUUGCUCCUUCUGAACGCGAGGAAUGCGGUUAUUAUGGAAUAACAAAGGAGGAGUGUCUGGGUAAAUCUUGUUGUUGGGACCCAACAGUUCCUAACACUAAGUGGUGUUUCAAACAGCCAAAGGAGAAGCCACUGGGAUGCACCAUCUAUCAUGGUAUAUACGGCACCUGUAAGUACGUGUGUGAUCCGGACGAGGAAAAAAUGUACGGAAUGGGAGCGUGCCAGGGGCGCAUCUGCUGUUACCAUGGCUACCCAUCAAAAUGAAUCAAGGCUGAGCAUACCAACUAUUAAACAGCUGCCCUACAUCAAGUGGAAAACUUAAAUUAGAGAUUAGUUCGUUAACUCUUAGAUUAAACGGUAACAUGCUGUGAAUGGGAAGAAAUAAAAUAGAAAGACUACGAUGGGAAA